Molecule: messenger RNA, 6566 nt
Organism: Zophobas morio
Lineage: Eukaryota; Metazoa; Arthropoda; Insecta; Coleoptera; Tenebrionidae
Gene: ash1
Product: histone-lysine N-methyltransferase ash1
Exons: 11
Coding region: 285-6104 (1939 amino acids)
Biological process (GO): regulation of DNA-templated transcription
Cellular component (GO): nucleoplasm; nucleus
Molecular function (GO): histone H3K4 methyltransferase activity; chromatin binding; DNA binding
Source: RefSeq, a predicted model, not a curated record
AAUAUCAUGUUGGCAGCACGUGUUGCCAAGACGCUGUUGCGCAACUGACAUUCGUUAUCAUGUAACAUUUUCAAUAGUUUAAAACCCAUUAUUGUGUAAUUUGAAUUUAUCUGAGUUAAAUAGUGGCUAAUCUUCGCAUAGGUGGAAAAAGUGUCAAGGAAUAGAAGUGGUAAUCAUGAGAAACUUCGCAUAUGCGACCCAAUAAUCAGCUGGAUGCCAUCUUGUUUGUAAAGUGGAACAUAAACAUGGAAAUAGACUUUUUUAGCAACGAUUAAUGCGAUAAAAUGGCAGGCAAUGAGGGUACUAGCCAAACAGAAUUAUGGUCUUCGGUGGUCCAUCAACCAUGCGAGGAACCAGAAGAAUCCGAAUUGCCCAGCACGGUGGACAUGGCCGCUUUCAGUACCGGACUAACUGUAGAACCCACAAAUACAUCUCAAAAUAAUGAUAACAGUGACAGUGACAGUGAGUCUGAACUUGAAUCGAGUAAUUCUGGUAGCGAAGGUUGUCAGUCAUCUAGCCAAAGCGAUUCUUCUGAUUCUGACUCUUCUACAUCAAGCGUAGAGUCAUCACAUAGCCCAUCACCACAACCACCACCACCAACACCACCACCACCUCCAGAAGCAACAGAGUUUUCAGUGACAUCUUCCCAAACAGCAAAUGGGUUGCGAUUGAUAAUAGCCUCUGUAAAGAAAACUACAGGAGGUUCAAGCAGUGACGAGAAAAUGAGUGAAAAUGAGGAAAAAACAGCCAAGGAAACAGCCAAGGAAAAACCAACCAAGGAUAAAACAACCAAGGAUGCAGAGUGUAGUUCUUCGUCAGGCUCUGUGUGCUCUUCGGACCCAGAAAAUGAAGCAGCGGGGCAUAAAGGUCCUGUCACUAGAACAAGUGUAAAAUGUGCCAAGGAUAAUGUUAAGAAAAGUGUCGCGAAAUUACGAACUAAAGUUCCUGAAAAAAAAGACGAUAAAAAGAACGCUAAAAAGGAAGCGCCAGUAUCGCCCACAAAGACACCUGCUACGAAACCUAGGACUAGACAAAGGAAAGCAAAAAAGAUGGCGGCGUCGUUGCCUUUAUCAAGAGGUUCGACUUACUCUAGUACAGACUCAGACUCAGACAGAGAGAUUUUGGCAUCUUGCAGUUUGCAGGAGAUCCCAGAAGAGGAUCUCGCCGCAAUUCUGCCUGAUCAGCAGGAAUGCGAUGCUUUCGAUUUCGAAUGUAACAGAGUCGAUAAAAGUUCACCACAGACAGGUGAUAUGUCAGGAUCUGACAUGGAACUACCGCAACAAGCAGUCAAUGCACUAAUCCAAAGGACCACAGAGAGCUCUAGCGAAUCUGAAUCUCAUGCACCACCAAAUCCGUCGACGCUUUACGCAAACAGCUUGUUGCAGCAGUUCGUUGCUCAAACUCAAAUGUUAAAUGCACCGUGUCCUGCUAUUCCGCCAGUGAGUGACGGGAUCAAGCCGUUACCUUUGAACAAUUGCGAAACACAGAGUAAUACCAAUAAUAACAAUAGUAGCAGUAACAAUAACAGCAGCAACAAUAAUAACCGCACUGAGGGAGACGUAGUGAAAAGGAAGAGAGGGAGGCCGAGGAAGAACGACAAUCACAAGCCGCCAGUGGAAAAUAAAACACAAAAUAAAUCUUUGAAUAGCGAAUAUUGCGGUGAUCCGAAUGUUUCUCCAGAUUCAGGCAUACAAAAUAGUCCGGACCACGUUUCGAGUCCUGAACCCAGCCUUUCCCCGAAUGCUAAGGUUAAAAAUAGUAAGGAAGAGAUGAAGAAAAAAAAUGCGAGUGUAGAUAAUAAGAACGCAAAAAGUGAAACGAAGUGUGAUAAAGUGACGAAAUCUGUAGUCAAUAAAAAAGAAAUAAGUAAGUUGUCUGUGACUUCAAAUAAAUUUGAUCGGUUAUUGUAUGCAAAUACCGAUCGGGUUUUGUAUCCUCCCAGAAGAAAGGUGGGCAGACCUCCUCUGAUUAAAAAGGGACCAGGAAGGCCACCAAAACAUAAACCGGUGAAUAAUAGUACUAACACGGAAGCCAAACCACCUGAUAAAGUCAUAGAAAAUAACAAAAACGUAAAAAAAGUUGAAAAUAGACCCGUACUAGUGGCUAAAAAUAAAAUCGAUAAUACCAAAGUUAGAUAUACAACUCUGAAGAAUUUGAAGAUUAUGCAUACGCGACAUAAAAACAAAAUACAUAAAAAGUACACAAUUAAAAUAUUUAAACCCAUAACAGGAAAUUGCGAUACAAAUAAACCUGUAGAAGUUGAUAAAUUAGUAACAGACUUCGUUCAAUUUUGUGUAAUAGGUACUAACAAACCACCGAAAGAGAACGUGCCGGACAUCUUAAAGACGGCCAAGAAGGUUUCAAAAAAACGAAAAACUACAGAAUAUACUGAACGAAAGAAAAAAAAAGUUAGCGUUAACGCAACGGUUAAUAAGGUGGCUAAUUUAAAUGAACAACGGUUACCGUUGAAAAAACGUCACUAUUUAUUCUCAGAUGGCAAAUCAAACGUCAAACAAACAAAAACUGAAGAAACCGCACCAAAAGAAGAAAAAACCAGCUCUAACAACAAUUCAAUUACAGCGACGACACCGAAAAAGAGACACAGGUUGGAAGUUAUCAAUAACAAAGAAAAGGAAAAUCCCCCUGUUAAUAAAACGAAUUCGUCUGCUGCACCGACAGUCGAACAGCCAAAAGUUAAACCUAAACUAUCCCUGGAGACACUUAUCACGGAACUCAAGAUGAAAAGAGGAUUAUCUAACAGAAACAUCGUCGGAACUACCAGCGAAAAUAAGAAAAACGAAACACAACCAGAGGAGAUCCUGGAGGCGGUGGUUAAAGUUGACGACAUCAUGGUGAACCAAGAGAUAGCUAAAAGCAUUGUUGACAUCAAUAAGAAAAAAAUGCGAAAACGUAGAGCUUUUAAUCGGACUGGUUUUCCUACAGUGAAGAAGAAGAAAAAGAAAACUGUUCUUCCAUUGGAGGACUCGGUUGAUGAGGUAGAAGAGGAGAAACCGUUGAUAACAUGCGAUCGUGUUCCUAAAGAUGGCGAAGAGUACAAUAAAUUUAUACAAAGAACUGAAAGAUCUGACAUACUUAAAUCUGAAGAUUCCAUGUCAAAGUGGGAAGUCAUGAGUGAGUGCGAUAGCCUUCCACAGGAUGAAAGAAUAGAAGACAAAACUGACAGUGGAGAUGUGGAUGAAAUCUCCUUAGAGGCAAGCAUUGAACGACUGAGGUCUAGGUUAGACAAGAAAAAACGGAAGAGGGGUAGUGAAAAAUUGCCGGACAAUUUGAACGGCUAUCCGAAAAGAAGAUUGCGGGAUGUCUCGCCGGCCAGCAGUAUAGAACAUUUCACAGACAGAAGAUUAAGAGAAGAAAGAGCUUCGGCAUCAAGUGAUGAAAUGAAGAAAAAUAAGAAAGCACCCAGGUGGAGAAAACGGUAUUUGGUAGCUGGACUGUUCUCAGACUACUUUAAAGAAGACGACGAAACGAACCGUAUCAGAAGGACUGAAAACGCAGCAAAAUCCCGUUUGGCAUACAACCCCUGCGAGCACCCUUACGGCUUGUUGCCACCUCCCUACCACUGUGGCAAGUACUUAAGAUGUAGAAAGUUGCCAUUUCAACUGCCAUAUGACUUGUGGUGGCAACAUACGCAUUCACAACUUCCUGGAAGAGACGUCGUGCCUUCUUGGAACUAUAGAAAAAUUAGAACGAACGUUUACAAUGUUAAAACAACAACUGGCGCUUGUGAACCACAAACCUGCAACUGUACGCCGAUAUCCAAUUGUGGUGAUGAUUGCAUCAACAGAUUAGUACUGGCCGAAUGCCCUGCAAGUCAUAAAUGCCAAAAUCAAAAGAUCCAAAGGCACGAAUGGUCCCCAGGUCUUGAAAAGUUCAUGACCGAAAAUAAAGGUUGGGGCGUACGAACCAAAUUGCCCAUCAAGUCGGGAGAAUUCAUACUGGAGUACGUAGGAGAAGUGGUUUCCGACCAGGAAUUUAAAGAACGUAUGGCUACAAUUUAUGUGAACGACACCCACCACUACUGCUUGCAUCUGGACGGAGGUUUGGUCAUUGAUGGGCACCGAAUGGGUGGCGACGGUAGGUUCGUCAACCAUUCGUGUCAACCGAACUGCGAAAUGCAAAAAUGGUCUGUUAACGGACAAUUUAGGAUGGCGCUGUUUGCUCUUAGAGAUAUCGAGGCUCAUGAGGAGCUCACUUAUGAUUAUAACUUUUCGUUGUUUAACCCUGCUGAAGGGCAGGAGUGUAAGUGCGGUAGCGAAAUGUGUAGGGGUGUUAUCGGGGGUAAGUCUCAGAGAGUAAGACAGCUUCCUCUGGAGGUUAAAGAGAUGAAGCAUCAACCAGGAAGAGUGGGAAGACCAAGGAAAAAUCAAGCGAAGAGAACAACUAGCAACGUUAAAGAAAAAGAUAUACCGUUGCCGCAGCCAGUUAUGCCGGUUGUGAUACCACCUCAAGUUAAACCCAUGAGCCACCAACAGAAAUGUUUCAUUCUUGAACAUCAUUGUUUCUUGCUGAGGAAUUUAACGAAGGUGAAAAAAGUACGAGACAGAUCUAGCAGUUCCGUGCCAGUGUCGCGUCAACAGUCAAUGACGCCAACCAAUCAGGGUGCAGCUUUUAUCAAUCACUUAAACGCCCUACAAAAACCACGCAACAUUCGUACUAGACGUUUGGCUCAAGCGGAAGAAAAUCCCGAAUUAAACAAAACCGUCAAACUCGCAUCAGUAUUGAGGGAUAUCUGGAACACAGUGACAAAAGCCAAAGACGAAAAUAACGAAUCGUUGAGCAGUUUCUUCAUCAACAUGCCAUCAAAACGCAAAGUACCUGAAUUCUAUCAGCGGACCACGAAUCCCAUAGAUCUCGGCACGAUCGAGCAAAAUAUUGCAACAGGCGUGUACCUCACGCCCGAAAGCUUCAAUUCCGAUAUGAACCGUUUGUUUGCUAAUUAUUUGCGUUUUUACGGACGCACCAAUGCGGUGGGUGUUGCCGCCAUCAAACUCAAGAAGAUAUACGCGGAAGCAAAACAACAGAGUUUGCCCAAGUUUGAGAAUGUUUUGGGGAAAAAACCCCCACCAAACUUCAUUUCGAAUAAAAGUAGGAGUAAAGUGGAUGAAGAAGAAGAUAUAAUUAGAUGCAUUUGUGGCAUGCCGCGUGAUGAGGGUUUAAUGAUCCAGUGUGAGAGAUGUAUGGUUUGGCAACAUAGCGAAUGUGUGAAAGCCGAUGUUUCGGCAGAAAGCUAUCAUUGCGAGCAGUGUGUUCCUAGGGAAGUUGAAUAUGAGAUACCGCUUGAUGAAUUUACCGAACAUGGACACAGAUAUUACAUGACACUUUUACGUGGUGAACUGCAGCUUAGACAGGGAGACACUGUAUAUGUACUGCGUGAUAUUCCUAUACCUGGCACAGACCGUAAACACACUUACAACACAAUAGGAAAAAUAGAUUACGCCGAUUUAGAUAUAUUCCGCAUUGAACGACUCUGGAAAGAUUCAAAAACGGGCCAACGUUUUGCAUAUGGUCAUCAUUAUCUGAGGCCCCAUGAAACCUACCAUGAACCCACAAGGAAAUUCUUUCCAAACGAAGUUAUGCGCGUACCCUUAUACGAGGCCGUACCAGUUGAAUUAGUAAUUUCACACUGUUGGGUAAUGGAUUUGAACACCUUUUGCAAAGGACGACCCAUAGGGGCCCCUGAAGAACACAUUUAUAUUUGUGAAUAUCGCGUAGAUAAAUCUGCACGAUUGUUCAGUAAAGUUUCAAAAUCCAAGUUUCCUAUUUGUACGAAAACUUUUGUUUUUGAGCGAUUUGAAACAAGACUUAAAAUAUCAAGGACUUACACUCCACACGACCUUGAUCCAGCGAUGAUUAAACCACGAGGAAGAAAGCCUCAAGAAAACGAGGACACUAGAGAACCUGUAAUUCCACCAAUGUCUGUCCAUGUGCCUGUUAUUAGAACCCCCUCAGAACAGAAAGCUCGUUUGAAUAAAAUAUUGUUGAAUCUCUUGAGCAAGAUGCCAACGAAACAACCGUUGGAUGUGUCGUAUCUUUUGGAAGGAGGUCGACGAAGAAAGAAGCCAGUGGAUAAUAACAAAAAUUAAUUUGAGAAAUGGGUGAUAUUGAUUAUAUUUUACUUUUAUUUUAUACUUGCUAUUGAAUGUUAUUGAUCUUUCAAAGUAACGAUUGUAGUUUUUCAUUGUUUAUGAAUGUUUCUCAUAGGUCUUAAAUGACUAGUCAUAGUUUUGUUGUUAAUUUUAUCAUUAUUCAUUAUUUAUUUGUACAUAAAAAAUUGUUGCCUUUACAUAUUUUAGGAAGUUGCUGAAGGUCGAAUGUUUCGGAAUUUAAUGGUACUAAAUAUUGUUUUUGCUUCACUUGUUCCCAGUGUACAAAUUUUAUUUUUUUUAAGUGAAGUUUUAGUAUUUAUUAGCUCACGCUUUUUUAAGUAUAUUUUUUCUACAGCUGUAUUUACAUUAUGGAUAAUUUAUUUUAAUUGUAGAAUUCUUGCCUGAUUAGGUCAUAAGAUUUAACAUUAAUACAUCACUUUAUAUCUCACAUUAGAAAUA